AAACGGCAAAAAGGUACCUCAAGCCUUGAAGGGAUCCUUUUCAUUUAGGACCCGUGUCUUCUCUUAAGUAAUUGAUCACCGCGCACCCGGGGACACCCAAUUCACAGCCGAGUGGGAUCAGCCUUCAUGAAUAAUCAAAACGCCGUGGCCGCGCUGCUGCGGGAGUGCGAGCGAGCCCUGGACGCGCUCCUGUCGGCAAAGGCCGGCACGGGCGAGGAGGACGAGCGGGAAUACCGGCGGUGCCAAGCUCUGCUUCCUGAGGACUUGAGGACCCUUCUGGAGGAGGCAAAGGAAAUGAAGUGGCCCUUUGUGCCGGAGAAGUGGCAAUACAAACAAGACCUCGGCCCAGAAGACAAAACAAACCUGCAAGAUAUGAUCAGUGCGAGGCUCCCUGACUUACUGGUUUAUCUGAAGGCCUCCAUCGUGGUCAGGGACUGCGCCACGGCCAGCGCUGUCGUGUUCCUGAUUGACCGGUUCCUGUACUGGAUCGACGCCUCCGGCAAACUCCUGCGGAUCGCCAAGGGCCUGCACCGGCUGCAUCCCAGCGCUCCCAUCAGCCCGCAGGUGCUCAUCCGCCAGGCUCGCCUCGCCGUUAACACAGGUAAACUUUUAAAAGCUGAAUAUAUCCUAAGCAGCCUGAUUAAUGACAAUGGAGCAACAGGUACCUGGAGAUAUGCUGAGGGAAGCGAUCGGAUUCUCGUUCAGGCAGUCUGCUUGCAGAUCAGGGGGCAGAUCCUGCAAAAGCUUGGCAUGUGGUAUGAGGCAGCAGAGUUGAUUUGGGCUUCGCUCGUGGGAUACUUCAAACUUCCUCAGCCAGAUAAGAAGGGAAUUGCCACUUCCUUGGGUUUUAUGGCAGACAUCUUUGCUUCCAUGAAUGAGCAGGAUUAUGCACGUUUUAAGACCAAUGCUGACAUAGACUUGAGCUUCCUCCAGGAGUCCGGCCAUCGCUUGUUAUCCGCUGCUGAGGCCUGCAAGCUGGCAGCAGCCUACAGCCAGUACACCCCCCUGUUUGUCCUCACGGCCGUGAACAUCCGUGGGAUGUGUUUGCUGUCCUACAGUCACUCCAAGGACUGUCCCCCGGAAAAGAGAGAGUUCUACUUGUCUGAAGCCAAAGAAUCCUUCGAGAUCGGGCUCCUCACCAAGGAUGACCAGAGUCCCAUCACCAGCAAGCAGGAGCUCCACAGUUUUAUCAAAGCUGCCUUCUGCCUCGCCACCGUGCACCGGUGGCUCCAUGGGGAGAGCAGGGAGCUCCGUGAGGUGGGUCAGCUGUGCAGGGAAGCCUUGGGAAAACUGCAUUCGUACAGCAUUUCGUUCCCAGAAGAGGAGGAGAAAGGAAAGCUUGCCAAGGAGAUCAUGUCCCUGAUCACAUCCGUGAAGAAGCGCCUGCGAGCAGUUGUCUGA
Molecule: messenger RNA, 1401 nt
Organism: Neopelma chrysocephalum (saffron-crested tyrant-manakin)
Lineage: Eukaryota; Metazoa; Chordata; Aves; Passeriformes; Pipridae
Gene: ALPK1
Product: alpha kinase 1
Exons: 11
Coding region: 127-1401 (424 amino acids)
Molecular function (GO): protein serine/threonine kinase activity
Source: RefSeq, a predicted model, not a curated record